Molecule: messenger RNA, 7088 nt
Organism: Astrephomene gubernaculifera
Lineage: Eukaryota; Viridiplantae; Chlorophyta; Chlorophyceae; Chlamydomonadales; Astrephomenaceae
Source: the annotation of a GenBank genome assembly
CUUGACGGCAAUUUAAAUAAAGGAUUGUCCGUCAUUUAAUGUCAUUUUCCCCGUUCGUGCCCGGUCUUUUCGACUCCUACAACCAUGCAUUGCUCAGUCCAGUUUUUUCGCCGUGGACAACCAGACGUGCGCCUUAUUAUGCCGUCCAUAUUUUCACAGAUCAACAAAACAAUGGUACCGGUACGAUGCAACUAAGGCUUGGGAUCACCCAAUAGAGGUAGCGGCUUGUAGCCUGACGGUCUAGCGGCUUUUCACCUUUAUAGUGUGAGCUGCAUCUUGUUUUGGAAUGCAGUUAAUUGUACUGCUCUGGGUCAGCCGGCCGGAAACGUUUCGCAAACAUAGCAGUACCGGUACACUCGACAAAGAUUCAGCCUAGCCCAUCAACAAAACUUGUGAGUUGUGACUAUACGGUGGCGCAGUCGUAUAUUAGUCUUUGCACUCUCCACCUUGAGAAGGGUGUUGGCUUGCAGCCGUUGUCUCCCCGCACCGCGCCACCGCCGCACGGCCUACCACAGGGCUGAAGUGGCGAGCUUUGGUGCUGCCAAUGCCGCAAUAAUUUGCAGACUAUUUUCCUGCGGUGGGCCAGAGCGCUUUGCUACUAAAGGAAAUGGACUUGUUGGUGGCCGCAGCGUCAAGUGCUCCGCCGGCUGACUUCGUUCCUAGCCGCAAAGAGCAGCUCAUCUCCACCGUGGACCCAGCACGGCAAAAGUGCGGUGCUGAUAGCGUUCAGCAUGCCCUGGUUACCGAAAAGCGUUGCAAGCGGAGGGCGCAGGCUGAGGCCCCAGCAUGUCUUUCGCUGCCGAAUGACAGCGGCUUCGCUAAGGACCACGCAUUGCUCUUUCCACCAGUGUUGCAAGCCGCUAAAAGGAGGGAGGGCGAGACCGUCUCCAUUCGGGACAAGGUCGUUUCGCCUCGGGUCUCCAAGGAGGUGUCGGCUGUUGUCCAUACACUCUUGGGUACGGACGAGAAGCCAUCGGUGCCGCAUAACAGUUGGCACUUGGCGGAAGUAGGGAAGGUUCGCCUGCACACGCGAAAUGCUUGGAUCGAGGGGCCUACGCAUAAUCCUCUAGUGUCGUUGCUAACCCUUAUGGGCUCGUGCUAUGUACUUCGGCAACUCAGUGUGGCCGAAGCCCUAAGGCUGCGCUCUACCUGCCGCGCACUGCGUGAUGCGGUGGACAAGGACUUUGACCAAGGCCUGGUCACCAAGCUUCAGGAGACACGCAGAAUCCUGUGGGGCAUGCCAGCCUCAGCGGCCCUGAAGGCCCCUGCAGGCGACCCGGCGAAGCUCAGGCUCUUUGUUGCUGUCAGCCUUGACGCGGGGCAUCUGCAACCCAUCAGUGCACGGGUAAAGCGCAGGGAACGUGGGCAGCAUAUCGACUUGUAUGGCCUUAAGAGCGUGCUGGCAAAUGCGAAGGCUGGCGAGGUUCCGCCGAAAGCGGUGGUCCAGGCUUUUAGCCUUUACCGGCCAAGCCCCGGCGGGCUGCUGCUGGUCGUACACCUUACCAGCUACGGCUCCGAGGAGACAGCGCCCGCUGGGACCCCGGAAGCUUCGGAGCCCGGGUCUGAGAUGCAGGAUAAUUUGCUCAUGCGACCCACCAAGAAGCCUAGGUGCCUUUCCAGCGCAGAGGUUGCGACCGACGCAGCAGUGCCACCUGUAGCGUCCGUUGUGCGGCCCCGACACCCGUCAACCCCCGGCUUUGGUCCCAUUCUGGCCCAAGCGCCGACCCGGAAGCAGGGCCAUGUCUUGCAGCGCACCAGCCAGCAGUACGGACUGCCCGCCAGAGUCACCAAGGCACUCAUGGGCGAUGCGCAGGUCCUUGUGUCCCAGCCACGCACAUGCUGGUCAGUGGAAGCAGGCAUCAUAAGAUGCUCGGACAAUAGUGACAGUGGCCUGCGAAAGUUUGCACCCUCAGCUGGGUCUUCAGCAGGCUUGGUCCCCGCCAGCAGCAGCCAGGGCGGGCCCGUUGCAGGUCCCGGGGAAGCCGGGUCCAGCAGAGUGGCCCCAGCACUGUGGCAGCCGAAGCUGCUGGUCGGCGUGAGCGUGGACGGGCAGCCGGUUAUCCCGGUCGAUGCAAAAGUGGCAAGAUACGUCACUGACACCAAGGUCAUUUUUCAAAAGCUCAGGACUGCAUUGACGGAAGCCACUGGCAACGAUUCCAUCCUUGGCUCGGUCGUGGUCUAUGGCUCGACACUUUAUAAACCAGACCCUGACUGGUUGCUGCUUGUUGUGGACUUGGGCACUCGGCAGAAGCAGGCUGCUGUGGAGGACGGCGAGCAUUCUGCCUCACCACCCUCAGCGGUGCAGGGCGAGCAUUCUGCCUUGCUACCCUCAGCGGUGCAGGGCGAGCAUCCUGCGUCGCCACCCUCAGCAGUGCAGGGCGAGCAUUCUGCCUCGCCACCCUCAGCGGUGCAGGGCGAGCAUCCUGCCUCGCCACCCUCAGCGGUGCAGGGCGAGCAUCCUGCCUCGUCACCCUCAGCGGUGCAGGGCGAGCAUCCUGCGUCACCACCCUCAGCAGUGCAGGGCGAGCAUCCUGCCUCGCCACCCUCAGCGGUGCAGGGCGAGCAUCCUGCCUCGCCACCCUCAGCGGUGCAGGGCGAGCAGGGUACCGCACCGCCACCGCCUGAACCGCUAGUGCUGCAGCAGGACGGGCUGCAGCAGCCAUGUCUGGCAGUGGCCGAGCCCGGGUCUACCCAUGGGAAGGCGGCUACAGGGCAACGGCAGCAGGGGAUGAGCGAAGCUGAGCGCUCGCCUGCCAUGGACGGGGCCGGUGGCGCCACACCACCGGCGGGGGGCAGCCAGGAGGGAGGAGCUGCUGCUGGGGGGACCGGAGGUAGCGGAGGCACAAUAGGCCAGGCAGAAGGGCCGGAGGCCGCGGGUAUGCCCUCGCCGCCGCGGAUCAAGAUUAAGCUUCGACGCCCGGCCGGUGUGCUUGCUGCGGCGGAGCGGAUAGACGCUGCCUCCAUACCAGCCAAUGCUAGCACUCCACAGCAGCUGCUCGCCAGCUUGGAGCCGUUACUUGAGCCAAGUGCAGCCCGCAGCAGCGGAGGCAGUGGCAGCACCGCAGCGGCGUGCAAUGGCAUAGCAACAGAUGGCCCUGAGACAGGCGGGAGUGGUCUGGGGGAGGAAAGGCAAGCCCCGCACGCCUGCAGUAGAAGAGACCAAGAAAGGGAUCCCGAUAACAGCUUUCAGUUGAAGUUGGUGGCGUUUGAGAGGAACAAGAAAAGACCUUUUGACAACACCUUCAUCAUACCCAUGAGGCCGUUCGACGAACUUGCCGUGUGCUGGGACGUAGCGCCCGCGGCCGCCUUCAAUUUAACUUUCAUAACUGACAUGUGGCAGAAUGGAGCAGUUGAGGAGUUUGGACUUGAACUGAAGCGCGCUCGUGACUUACGCAAGAAGACGCUGUUCGUGGGUGUGGCCGCUUCCGACUCGGCUGGCAAGCACCUUGCCCUCUCACCCGCUGAUGUACAUCUGGAGCAAGUCCGGUGCCGCGUGGGGGGCGCCAAGGCCAAACCCCAGCUGGCUGCUACGAUCAUGCCGCAAAGCAUGUUUGGAGAAACACAAAGGGCGAGCGCCAUGUCCAGUUAUGACAGUUUCUUGUACAUGUCUGAGGACGAGAAGACUAUCUUCUUUCUCGUCCGCUUGCGGAAAAGCCCGCAGUUCUGUCCCCAGCAGGCAGGAAUCGCCCCUCAGGACCCCCUAGUGAAGGCUCCAGUUGUGCGGGUAUCCUUUGCGAUACCGCCGCUGGCCCUUGCGGAUAGUAUCAGGGCAAAUGCCGGUAGCCAGGUUGCGCACGUCGCUUCCAAGCCAGCCUCCUUGCCGGGCGGCGCUCGCCCAGCAGCCGUAGAUGUGCUGGAAGACGAUGAGGUGUCUGUACCAGCGCUGACUACAGCGCCAACCACCGCGUCACGACCAUCAGUGGUGUCUUCUGUCCUCGACCGGGUGCUCCGGAGCUUCCCUGCUGCUCCUGAGGCCGAUGCGGCGCGAUUACAGGCGUUUCAACCGCUGCUGCGUCUGGCCGCUGAAGCUGUCGCUGCUGCCGAUAAAGGUUUCUUCGGCGGGCACCUUGCCGACGCCGACCAGCCAGCACAGCCUUUCCUGGAGCCUCAGAAGGACACGGUUCCAGGCCCAGCCAGCAGCGGUGGUCUGGACGCGCUGUCGCCCAACAGUAGCGGCGGCUACAGCCCCGUUUACAGUACCAGUGGUGACACAGGCGCGCGUGAGGCGGAGGACCGUCGUCCGGAUGCGAGUCUCAUUCAGGCUGGGAGGGGCCUGGGUCUUGCUGGAAGCAGCUUCAGAGGCGCUGGCACGGGCGCAGCCGCUGCUGCUCCUACACCGCUGGAUCCACAUCCCGGACAGCUGACGCCCGCUGGGGUGCCCGUCGCUCCAAUAAGAGCCAGCGCAGCCUCUACAGUGCCUACGGACGGCUGCACCACGAUGCCGGCGCCCGCCACAGCGCCGCCAGUUGUAGCGCCAGUUUGCAGCGCGGGCGCCGCUGCCACGUCAGCCGGUCGUCCAGUGUUUAGGCUGCGGCAUUCCGCUUCUUCCGCUCUGCCGUUAGGCCGGCCUGCUGCUUCCACGGCGCCUGGUGAGCAUGCUACAGAGGGUGGCACCACCACCUCUCAGGCCAACCACCGCCCGCCCACCGCCUCUCGCCCAUCUGUGCCGCCGCCGAUUCCCGUCAAUCCCGCUGUCUCGCGCUGCACAGCUGCAUUGCUACAGCAUGCCGCCGCCUCUCCCGGUGCAUCCGGGUUCCUUCCAGCUGCCAACGCCGGUCCGUCCGAACCAGAACUGCACCCUAAGCAGCAGCUGGGAGCUGGCCCGAAUGCGGAAGCACCCGCUGCGGCGGCGUCAGCACUACUGCGUGUGCAGGAGCAGGCGGUGGGAGGUCCCAAAGAGAAACAGUCCUCAUGCGGCGGCGUUCAGAAGCGGAAAGCGGCCUCGCCGCCGGUAUGUGAGUUGGAUUCCAGCGCCUCUGAUGAUGAUGUAGGCGUUGAAAGUGGCGACGACGGUGAGGUCGGCGCGAGGUCUGGGAGCCAGCCGUCCAUGGUCGUGGCGUGUUUGUUGAAGGGCAUGGAGCGGCUUGAGCGCAAGAACGCACAAAUGCGGCGGUUGUUAGCGGCGAAGAAGAGCGAGGCAGCAGCACACGAAAGCGCGGGCUUGGCUGCACGCCUGGCCGCAGAUGAGGCGAUGGCCCGAGCAUUGGCGGCAGAGGAAGCCCGCAUGCGGCUGCUGGCUUCAUUAGAGGAGACCCGCGCGAAGCUGGAGGAGGAGUUACAGCGGGAACGCUUGGCUAGGCAGCAGGCGGAAGCAGCACUGCAGGCGCAGACGGCGCAAGCAAAUGAAGCACAGAGGGAGGUCGAGCGGCUGCGUUUAGAGCUUGAACAAGAGCGUACAGAAAGUACUGAGGCGCGUAAUUUGCUGGCCCAGUUUCAGGCUUUCACUCAAAAAUAUACACCAAAAGGUACAUAAUAGUGUGGUCAUUUGGCUACAAGUGGCUUUAAUGGAGUUUGACAGCCACAACCCAUGGCGUGCUGGUACUAGUGACUGCCCGUGCGUGUGGUGGUGGUCCACGACCCGUGGGUCGGCGUCUAUUAUUGCAGGGGCUUUUGCCCACUGAUGGUAAGUUGGGUUGGGAACGGUCCCCCUGAAUGGGUUCCUUGCUAUUAUACCCCAUAUCAAAUUAUGAUGCGGUAUAAAGUUUGGCGGUCUGGUUUUAAUGCGAACAGGCAUAUGUUUGGUGACGGCAUGGCACCCUUGCACAUGCACCCGUUGUGAGGUACUGCAUGUGGCGUGGACCGCGCUUAUCAGCGCCUUCCCGUUAAUUUUAUGGAAGUGUUUUCGGAGUUUGUUAACAUUUCCACUUUGGAAGUGUUUGUGCCAUGCUUUGGAAGGCACGGGCAUAUAUAUUAGUGUUAUCUUGAAUCCCUGUGUAGGCGCUGAAAUGUGAUGUUGGGGAUCUUAGUCACCUAAGUGAACGGGGGUUCCUGGUAAGGAACUCUCCUUAAAGAGUGCAUGUUUGCCUCUUGUAUUUUGGGAAGUACGAAGGUUGUGGCAUCAUAUGAACUCGUCCUAGGCGAGGUGCCCGGGAAAGAGGGCAAUUAGUCAUUACAUAAUUGGCAACUUACAAGAUCCAACGCGCAGCCGAUGCGUUGUCUUUCAUGCUCAUCCUCAGUUGGAUACUGGUUCUGGUUAAUAAGCCCAUUGCAACAAUUGGACAAGUUUGCUUGGGUGCUCUUCGUGAUGAAGGGGCUAAUUGGGUUUAAGGGGCGGAGUGCCCGGUUGUGAUUGAAUGAAUGGCACCGUUGUUGCGUUGCACUAUCCUGUUGGUGCAUUGAAGGCCUUUACCAGUGAAACAGAAGGGGUGGUGUACGGUGCCCUUUGCGACUGUGUUCCCUGUCAUGCCCCAGCUGAUAGCAAUGUUAUACUUGCAUCUUAAUAUUCAGUGGAGGCGUGCGUUGCGGCACGCCUUGCUGCUGCAAUUGCUUGGAAUCUCAGCGUGCGCGGUCCAAGCACGUCUAGCCUGCGGACCCAACACGGGUGUAGCCGUGUUGUGCUGCAAUCUAGUGGUAUGUUGGCUAAGUUGCAGCCUUUGUUGGGGCCGUAAUGUGCCCAGACACGUGUGUUGCAUGGACCGUAAGUACUGGUUUAGUAGGUGGCUAUGCGGAUCAGGCCUCGACGCUGAUGCUAUGCCAUGAGCCGGCGACACUGUUCUGUUGAGAGAUGAGCAGCAGUCAUUGUUCACCGUUGCUGUGCGUUAUGUAUGUUUGGAGCUUGGCCUUACGCAUCCCUGCUUCUAUUAGGCAUCCUGUACCGCCGGCAUGCCCAAAGCAGCAAUUCUUAUUAAUAAACCAUUUUAACUGUAUCUGCUGUUAUGUCACCCUCGUUCAGCUGUCCACCGGUCACGGCUGAUCGCGUGCCCACGGCCCGAUGUAUGUCGGGUGGCCCCACUACCUCGGCCUUGGGCUUGGACUGCACGGUAAUGCCCGGUCACUGCUAUGAGUCACAAGAGAUAAGGCACAACCGUUAAAAGGGCGUAUCCGGCAAGGAUUGAAGGGGCUUCAAAGCAAGCGACUGUAACGCCAGG